AUGUACAUCUGCAAAAAGCAGAAAGAACGCCUAAAAUCUGAAAACUGCAAACCCCUAGUUAAUGUUUCACGAGGCUUAGACGAACGAAUCGAUCAGAAUAAAUGUAUUGACCCCUUAGCUGAUAAAUGGCUUCGGAAAAUGGCUCAUCUUGUUGAUUGCUAUUUAAACAGUAAAAACAGUUCUCCUGCUGUCAGGGAGAAAGCAAUUUGUCUACUGCACAGCACAUAUACUAAUUACCAUUACUUGUACGAAAAAGAUGUUGUACUUGACUUGGUUAUACCAGUUCUCGGUAACGCUGUUUAUGAGGAGGACAUUAAAAUACAGUAUCAAAUGCUGAACGUCUUAUUCGACGUCGCAAAGACAACCCCAUUGCGAGUAAAGGGCGAUCAAGACUGCUUUACCAUGAUAAUGGACGUUUUGAAAACAUUUCUUUCUGCAGACACUUUUAAAUUGGCCCGUAACGAUAAUAUCGAAGUUGUUGUCAGCGGCAUUGCAGAAAUCAUGCACGAACGUUUUGUUUCAUUUUCAUUACCUCAACUUCAAAUGCUUGUGGAGAUGCAGUGUGAACAUCUGCAUUUGUAUUAUGCGGCUGAGUCAACUACAGAAGUUGGAUCCGAGAUUAGAGACCGAAUGUUUUCCGCACUUCUUUCUUUGCUUUAUGCUCCUGUUUAUGAUCGUCUUGUCAAAAAAGGUGAAACGACAUUGACAAAUCCGCGUAUAUGCUGUCAAGGUAAAAAUCGUGAAGAUCGCUUUUCGUGGCAGCCGAUUUGUGAAGUUACUGUCCUGGCUUUGCAGAGAGAACGAUGGUAUCUCUUACCUUUUCUAUUAUGUAUGAUGGGUACUUUGAUGGUGUUGAAAACCGUAUUACGUCAUCUCAGUGAAGUCCUUGAAGUACGAGAUUUCGUUUUUACUGCUGGCGAUAAAUUGGUCAAGAAUCUGAAUGAUGCGUUACUAAAAUUAUUCGUUAGAAGAUCGGAUCUUUUAUUUGAGAGCGAAUCGAGUCCAGGGAAGGCAGAAGAACUUGGUUUAGCAGAAAAGCGAAAUGACAAUGAUUUGGUGAAGUUUUACUGUCCAGUAAUCACGAAGUUGAUCAACUACUUUCGCGACGAAAGAAUAUGUCAUGUUCUAGUGGACAGCAUUAAUGUGUCUUCUGGUCAUUCUGGUUGUAAACAGGCUAUUUUGGGUUGUGAUGUCGCGGUGCAACUUAUGCCAAAAAACAUGGCACAGUUGGUCAAGCGGCUAAUGGUAAAUCUAACCAGUCUGAAACCUAAUCCGAUCCUGGCCAUUCCGGUUAUUGAAUUUCUAACAGACGCUUGCAGUGUUGACGAGUUUCAUCGUUUCUUUCAACGGAACGACUUCGUAUUAAUUGUGGAUAUUCUAAUACCGUACACAAAUGUUCAUAGAUUUAAUACCUACAUAAUUGCUGCUGUUAUUCGUGUGUUAAUGCUGUGGUGUUCAAGAAUGCCGGAGGAUAUUCGUGAUGGAGUUUCGAAGUAUAUAACGGAGAAGGUUGAGUGCCAAGAAUUGUUUUCUGCGCAGACUGCUAGUAGCCUUUCUCGACAGACGAGUGAGGAUAGUUCAAGGGUCUUCACCAGCAAAAGCGGCAUGUUAGCACCAUCGCUAAGCUCUUUCUCUUCUGAGAUAUCUCCCGAUUCACCACCAGUAGCUCAUGGAGCACCUGCGACAACUUCAAACAGAUUUUUUUCAGGGACGGAACCAGGCGAGAGAGAAAAGAUAACUAAUUGCGAAUGGUUUCAAAAAGAAGAGUUAACGGUUGUUGCUGAAGAGGCAGGUGACCUACUCUUGGCAUUUUUAAAACAUGGGAGGAUUGAUGAUUUUGACGAAACACAAAAACUUGAAGUACAUGAAGGCCUGGUGGAGAAAAGUGUCCAGCAUUGGGUUGUCAAUGAUUCUAUAAUAUCGGUAACAAUGUUGGCAGAACCAGAAGUUACUCAGACUACUGGCUCUACUCCACUUUCAAGUAACGAUAUUGUACCGUCAAGACAAAAUUCUGAGGCUGCUCGCUUAGAUAAAAGGCGUCGUCAUCUUUCUGCUACUAACGCAUCCCAGAGCUUACAGCCAACGCUUAAGCCAGCGUCGUUGGACGACUCUUAUGCCAUGAAUCAGAUCACAGUAACCUUUUCCGCUAUUGCUAGCGUCACGUGGACUCACCUUGUCGUUCGUCAUAUGCUUGGCAAACAUUCUUGGCUGAUGCGAUCAUUUAGUGAAAUCCCUGACGAUUUUGAUGCAGGCAGGCAAACUAAGUGCCUGACUUCUGAUUUUCCAGAAUGCGAUCUCUUCGGAACUUGGAUCGAAUUUGCCCGUAUGAAAUGCAUACUAUUGGCGUCGUAUACCUUAGAGAUGGGCAGUAUGCUGGGAGAACCUCAAUCACUAGAAAAUAAUCCUGGCGGUCUUGUACCGGGACAAAACGCUACUCUGAUGCCGCAGAAGGAAGGUGACACUGCCUGCAAUGAGAAGAAAAAGUUUAUUGGAAAUGAUUAUAUAACGAUAGUGUUUAAUGAGAGUGGCAUUCCUUACAAAUUGGGGACGAUUGGUGGCAAAUUUGCUUACGCAGCAAUCGAGCCAGUAAUAACUUCAGUGCUAACUUUUUGUGCUGCAAUUGAUGGUGUUUAUGGAAACUUCGACAGUAACGUUGUGCCUCAAGAUGAGACGAAUGUUUUGAUAAAACUAAACGUUAGGCGUGAAGUAUCGUCUUGGUUGGCACUUAGUAGAGUAUUCUUGCCUUUAAAUCAAGCUGCCUCUGUAGUACGGAAAUUAGCCUUUAGAUCACAGCUGGCUGUAAAUAUAUGGCGAAGAGAGGAGUUUGAAAAAGGGACUCCUUAUUUGGGGUUCAAUGUUGAAAGGCUUCGUUAUAUUAGGAAAUUUGCGCAAUCUCAUACCAAAUAG
Enterobius vermicularis (human pinworm) is the source of this 2907-nucleotide messenger RNA. NCBI's taxonomy places the organism in Eukaryota, Metazoa, Nematoda, Chromadorea, Rhabditida, Oxyuridae. The record is from the annotation of a GenBank genome assembly.